AUGGACAACAGCGGCGAUGGCCCUCUCCAAGUUCCUGGAUUCAAUGAUGUUCCUCUAUACUAUGAGCUACCCAGAGGCUCUCGCUUCGCGCAUGGGAUCGCAGACUGGAGACAGAGCCCACAGUUGACCCUGCGGGAAGUUUGUAUGCUACAGUUCAUGUCCUACGUCACGGAGCAGCCAGACUGGGAAAACAAGUGCGACGACCCCGACACCCUCGAGAUCUGGCGUGAAAAGGCCGAUAGUGCUUUUGAUCUGGAUCAGCCAUGCUGGGACUGGUGCCACAAAGAGCUGCAAGACAAAGCAGCUGACUUCAAGCGCAAGGGUCACGUGGCCGUCUUUGAUGCGGACUCUCGAGUCAUCAAGGCGGAAGUCGACGCUAGUCUUCUCGCCGAUCUUCGGACGACCAUGGAACCGCUUUUCUCAUCGACAGAAGAGCCCGACUCGGAAGACAAAGAGGCGCUCGUGGAGGCUGGUGUUCAAGGCCCCAUCCGGCAUGUGGUUGAUCCAUCUAUGUAUCCUCUUGUGUAUGGACGGACCAAAGUUCUCAUCAACGGAGGCAAGGUCGAUCUCGACAGUUUCGAGUCAUGGGAUAACUCUCGAUGCCAGACUGCUCCAAUUCCCAACAAGUUGACCAAAGGCUUGUAUGAGUUACAUCCCGAAGAGAGAGAUCUCAAUGAUGGUCGAAGGAUGGGUAAGCCUAAAUACUGGUCAAACAACUUCCAGUGGCUUCCAUGUGAAGUGAAGCUCACAGCUCGAGGGAGGACUGAGAUUACAUCCUAUAUCAACGGCGUGAAUCCUAAAGAGAAAAGGGCUUACCAAGCACUUGAGAGACUGAUUGCGACCACCAUACAGCCGUGGAAUGAGAUGCUUAUUGUCGGAAAACAAGGCCGAACACCGAUCCGCAUUCGAACCUAUGACUUCGAGUAUGAAGGUACCGAGUUACCACAGGCAUGGAACCUUCUGGAAGCGACAAGGCCAUUUGAUAUGAAUUUUGCCGAAGAGACAUGGGCUGAAAUUCGCUCACAGGCUAGAGAAUACCUCAGUCUGCCCGAGCACGAAAAGCGAUACCAAAUUCGUCCAACAAAAUCAAAUGUGAAAGAUCUUCUUGCCAGUAUGGAGCCUUGGCAAUGGAACUCGCGGACCGUUCUUCAAGACUUGAUGCUUGAGAAGAGUAAAAGAUUGUCUAUUUUCAAAGGUAUUGAACCUGGGAUCUCAUUCACAUAUGACGAGUGGAGGACCGGGGAAAAUACUGCUCGGCCAAUUCGACCCAAAGUGAACAAUAGCAAGCGCUGCACAGACCCACCUCUUCCUGACCCCGAUCAUCAGUAUUAUUCUGUGUCUCUUCAGGAUCAAUUCCAGGGGCUUCAGGUGAUCAUUCGGGUCUCUAGUAUUGACCUUACCCCGGAACAGCCCGUGUAUGCUGGAGAUCCCGCCUUCGGUGUCCCCGGCAUCCUCAAUGAGCACAUUGUUGCCACAACAGUGUGCUAUCUUGAUCAAGAAAAUAUCACGGAUGCUAAGCUUUCAUUUGAGCACGAAACAAAACUUGAUGCAAGUGACUUCAAUGUCGAAAAAUGUUUGAUUAUGAGUCGAGUUUUUGGUAUUCCUGAACAACCCGUCCUUGAUGAACCCAGCUUCCUUCCACCCGCCCUGCAAGUGUUGGGAUCUAUUCCCAUCUCACGGGCCGGGGCGCUUCUUGCUUGGCCCACCACAUUGCGGUCUAAAGCCGAAUCUUUUACCCUUCGGGACCCCUCGAUACCCGGCCGUCUUAGGUUUGUGACCCUUUGGCUAGUGGAUCCUCACUACCGAGUCUGCUCCACUCAAAAUGUUCCUCCUCAAAACCCCAGCUGGGUAUAUGACGGGCCGAACUAUUCAUUCGAGCAGGCGCGGAGUACUGGGCUCAUAUCACCGAAAGAGGCGACACAGUAUCGGAACCUCAUGAAGAAGGAAAGAGACUCUAUUGCCAAGGAAUUUCAACGUGAUGGCCACGGCCGGCAUACCUAUGAGAAUGAUUAUCUCAAUUCUUUCUAUUGA
This is a messenger RNA of Aspergillus fijiensis CBS 313.89, 2031 nucleotides long. Its product is annotated as DUF4246 domain-containing protein. NCBI's taxonomy places the organism in Eukaryota, Fungi, Ascomycota, Eurotiomycetes, Eurotiales, Aspergillaceae. The transcript has a single exon. The record is from RefSeq and is a predicted model, not a curated record. Bases 1 to 2031 code for a protein of 676 amino acids.